GGGGGGGCCGCGAUCCGUAGCUGGGCUUCCCUCGUUUUACCAGAGUUUUCAAGGAGGGGUUUGUCUCCGCGGCUAUGUCUCGGUGCUUCCCCUAUCCGCCUCCCAAAUACGACGAGGCUGAGAUCGGAUCCAUUAAGCUCCUGAAAGAGCAGGAAAAGGCCAAAGAAAAGAACCGGAGGAAAGAGAAGAAGAGGGAGAAGAAAGAAAAGAAGGCUGCCCUCAAGGAGCUUGAGAACUCUGAACGUUCAAAACAUGAGCUUAAGAAGAGAAAAUAUGAGGAGAGUACAACAAAAACACCAAACAGCUCAGCAGAGCAGCUUGAGAGGAGUGGCCUCACAGAAGAACUUGAGCUGCCAUAUGCCACGCAGGCUGCUGAUAACUCCCCUGAGAGAUCUCAGGACAGUAAUAAGAGGAGAAAGAUCGCUCCAUCGCCUGGCCCUAGCCAAUCAAACAAUAAUGGGAUUAUUCUACGCAUCAAGCUGCCAACAGCGAAGCAUACACAGAGAGAUACGGAGCCGCCUGCUGCCACCUUCCCCUUGGCGAAUUUGAUGGUUCCUGAGCGGGCGGCUGUACUGAAACAAAGGGAACUGGAGUUGACCAGGCUCCAGCAACAAGGUGGCGAUUUCGAGCCCUGUGUAAGAAGGGAGCAAAGUGAGCAUAAGACGAAUUUCGGGUACCAACAAGAUGACUCGCAACCUGCCUGCAUUCCCCAAUGUAAGGCAAGUGAUCAGGAGCCGCAGCCUGCUUGCAAGGAAGAAGAACCCUGCUUCUCUGGCAGGAGUGGCGAAGCCGCCCCCCUCAAAUCGGAGGAUGGCCGAGCCCAUACCAGGAGGAAGCUCAGUCGAAUUGAGAAGAAGGAAAGACAGUUUAUGGAUUUGAUUAUGAACUGGAACCCCCCUCGGCUGGAGCAGUUUGAAGAUUCAGAUCUUGUUGAUCAGGAGUGGCUAUUUGCGACUUCUGCGAGACCCUCAAAACCCAACCCGCAAAACCAGGACAGAGUUGGUAAAGAGGAAGGCCUUUUGAGUCGUGAGAAUGGCAUGGUCUCGUCGCUGCAGCCGCGGGCAUGCUAUCUGCCUGAACUCGGGAUUUAUCAGUUGCCGUAUGUAAUUCCAUAUUGAAAUCUUCUACUGUUAUACCUUACAUGGAGUUGGGAGAGAAAGAGAGGAGGUUGGGAGGGAAGUUUUGAUAUUUUUUUCUUUUUUUAUAAUUUGUCCGUCUCCCUCUCCGUAAUGUGCGGUGGAAAGAGAUUCGGUGGAAAGAGAUUGGUAUUUGUUGAGUUGGAAAAGCUGUGAAUAUAAUUUCAAUUUAUUUGUCUCCUCCUUCCAAAUUGCGGAUCGUAGGUGGUUUAACUUUCUUCU
This is a messenger RNA of Ananas comosus (pineapple), 1358 nucleotides long. Its product is annotated as DNA ligase 1-like. Bases 75 to 1118 code for a protein of 347 amino acids. The record is from RefSeq and is a predicted model, not a curated record. The transcript has 3 exons. Lineage: Eukaryota; Viridiplantae; Streptophyta; Magnoliopsida; Poales; Bromeliaceae.